Budorcas taxicolor (takin) is the source of this 2769-nucleotide messenger RNA. It is a transcript of the gene WDR5, whose product is annotated as WD repeat domain 5. Gene Ontology annotation, molecular function: protein binding. NCBI's taxonomy places the organism in Eukaryota, Metazoa, Chordata, Mammalia, Artiodactyla, Bovidae. The record is from RefSeq and is a predicted model, not a curated record. Bases 230 to 1234 code for a protein of 334 amino acids. The transcript has 15 exons.
CCGGCCGCCUAGUCAAGCUCGGCCCGGCUCCCGCCCAGCAGCGCCCGCCGCGGUCCGCUCGCCGCCCCGGGCAGGUUCCGUGUCGACGCUGGCAGGUCGUGAGCGAGACACUGCCUCUGAGCUUGGCGAGGCUCCUUAGGAGGCAGAGAGGCUUGGACCGGCAGACGCCCGCCCACGGCGCGUCCUCCACUCCGGGCUGUGACCUCUCCGCCCGGGGCGCUGCAGAGCCAUGGCGACCGAGGAGAAGAAGCCGGAGACGGAGGCCGCCCGAGCACAGCCCACCCCGUCAUCCUCUGCCACACAGAGCAAGCCCACGCCGGUGAAGCCGAACUAUGCUCUUAAGUUCACCCUGGCCGGCCACACGAAAGCUGUGUCCUCCGUGAAGUUCAGCCCCAACGGGGAGUGGCUGGCGAGCUCGUCUGCAGAUAAACUCAUUAAGAUUUGGGGAGCGUACGAUGGGAAAUUUGAGAAAACCAUCUCUGGCCACAAGCUGGGCAUAUCCGACGUGGCCUGGUCGUCAGAUUCUAACCUCCUUGUUUCCGCCUCAGAUGACAAAACCCUGAAGAUCUGGGACGUGAGCUCGGGAAAGUGUCUGAAAACCCUCAAGGGGCACAGCAAUUACGUCUUUUGCUGUAACUUCAACCCCCAGUCCAACCUCAUCGUCUCGGGCUCCUUUGACGAGAGCGUGCGGAUAUGGGACGUGAAGACAGGGAAGUGCCUCAAGACCUUGCCGGCCCACUCAGACCCCGUCUCGGCCGUUCACUUUAAUCGAGACGGAUCCUUGAUUGUUUCCAGCAGCUAUGAUGGCCUCUGUCGGAUCUGGGACACUGCCUCGGGCCAGUGCCUGAAGACGCUCAUCGAUGACGACAACCCCCCCGUGUCCUUCGUGAAGUUCUCUCCGAACGGCAAGUACAUCCUGGCCGCCACCUUGGACAACACGCUGAAGCUCUGGGAUUACAGCAAAGGCAAGUGCCUGAAGACGUACUCGGGCCACAAGAACGAGAAGUACUGCGUGUUCGCCAACUUCUCCGUCACCGGGGGGAAGUGGAUCGUGUCAGGCUCGGAGGACAACCUUGUCUACAUCUGGAACCUGCAGACCAAGGAGAUUGUGCAGAAGCUUCAGGGCCACACAGACGUCGUCAUCUCGACGGCGUGCCACCCGACGGAGAACAUCAUCGCCUCGGCCGCCCUGGAGAAUGACAAGACCAUCAAGCUCUGGAAGAGCGACUGCUAGGCCCGAGGUGCCGGGCGCUGCCGGGAGGUCCACCCUCUUGGAGAGGCUCCUGGUCCAGGCCCGGGGGCCAGUGGGGCUUGGGCCUGAGCUGCCCCUGAAGAAACUUGGCUGGGGCGUGUCUCCCACUUGAGGGUCUGGAAGUUGCUGGUGACGUUUUUGCCGACUCCUUUCUCACCGUCCGGGGAAGAGUUCCCAGUCUGUAUUGUGUUCAGAGUCCACAGAAAUAUUGUGUUCAGAGAGUCCACAGAAAUUUUUAAUUUUUUAUUACAAAAAGGUGAAGUUCAAUUUGUCACGAGUUGUGUUUCUUUCCGGUCACUAUUCUGUACCAUUUUUGCGAUUUCAUCGCCCGGCGCCAGCGCUGUGACCGUCACCAGCACCGGCUCUGGCUGCCAGUGUCAGAGGGCCGUCCCUCGUGUGUUCAGUGGCGCUCUGGUGACAGUGUCCUGCCCGUGACCACGCGUCCCGAGUCUGUCUGGGGAGCACAGAGUGCACACUGCGUGAUGUCCAUGGAAAGCCUGUGCUUUGAGGUCGUUGCCCCCGUGAUGCUGGCGUGGGGACCACCCUCAGUGCUUCCGUUGGUCCCACGGCUGGUCACACGACAAGCAGCACCCUGAGCCGUGCUGAAGGCAGCCGAGCUCUCACCUGGCGCUCUUCUCCGCAUGGCUCUUUUACAAGAAGUCUCACAGUCAGCAGGAGGUUGAAAGGAUUUCUGGCAGAUCCCCUGAACGCCGUGUCCACUCUCCAUCCUGUGGAGCCCAGGACCGCAGAGGACUAGCCAGUGCCCUGCCGGCUCCCGGCACGUAGGUGUGGGGCUGUGGGCAGGCGGUGGGGUUCCUCGUUGCAGAGACGCCCAGGCCCCUGCGAUGUCUCGUGGUCCAUGGCAGACGCUGGCGAGGGCAGGGGCGGGCAGUCCUGGUCUGGUCCCCCCGCCACCAGCCUCAGGACGGGUGGGCUCGGGAGCUGGCUUCUCACAGGGAGAUGGUGUCAUCCACCCGCCUUGCCCACCUGGGCUCUGAUCAGGGGCCUCUCCCUGCCAGCGGGCCCUUGGGAAUUGGGGGCGCUGACUGCAGGGCAGCGCGGUCAGGGAGCUGCUGCCGUUCACGGGGGCCCCUCCCUGCAGCGGGUCCACCUGGCAUCCCGAGGCCUCUGCGGUGGAGGCGUGUCCCCUGCUUGGGUCCAGUGGCGAGGCCAGUCCUCGGCCUCCAGGGAGCUCUGCAGAUGAGGAAGCAGGAGGCCGCCGCCCAGCGGCCGCUGUGGCACCGAGGACAGUCACAGGCGUCAGGGGACCACCCCGCUACUCUCCCCCAGCCUCCCCUUCAGAAGCAGAAACACCGAUGGCUCGGCUGCCGUAGGAAUGAACCGUUCCAGCGCAGGGACCCCCGAGGCUGCAGAGCCUGAGCGUCGGCGGGAGACGCUGAGGCCGCAUGGCGGUGGUGGCCUUGGUUUUCCCUCGACCAAGGUUGAGGUUCUUUGGGUUUUGUUGGUUCUGGUGUCGGACUCGCCCCGGGGCAGGGGCAUGUGUGCAGAGUGCCGUG